Molecule: messenger RNA, 1710 nt
Organism: Bipolaris victoriae FI3
Lineage: Eukaryota; Fungi; Ascomycota; Dothideomycetes; Pleosporales; Pleosporaceae
Exons: 2
Coding region: 1-1710 (569 amino acids)
Source: RefSeq, a predicted model, not a curated record
AUGGCUUCGCGAUCACGGAGCCGCCCAGGCAACGUGUCGUUUGCUUUUCGGCCAAAGCGCAAAAAGCUCGCGAAAUGGCUUCGGUCCCUUUAUCUUUCGAUCGGUCCUCGUGGAAAAGCGACAGAUUCCAUGAAUGACACUAGCAGUGAAGAGGAAGACGUUGCCUCGAUCGAAAUCCAAACUCCCACUGAUAACCAUCCACAUAUCAGUAUGCGCACACAUGAACGAGGAGACGACCCUCCUGUACUGCCUUCAGACAUGGGUCGUUAUGCCGACCUCCCACCACCUCCACCGCCCCCCCAAUCUGCUAUUUCACCCCAGAUACUGGAUACGAUCCCAGUAAGGAAAUCUGGCGUUUCAACUGAAGGAAUCCCAUCACGUGAAUUCUCCGAAAUCGAAAGACAACAUGGAGAGCUGGUGAUAGAAAGAGAGGAUCUUAUGGGUUCUCGAUUUCAGAUGCAGAUGGAUAGACAGAAGAUCUCUGAGACACGUGAGAAAACAGGUACUCAAGAAGGAUUGGUGAUGGAUCAGUUGCGUACCUUCCUACAUAAGCAAGCAAUCACCUUGCCCCAAGAUAUAGCGGAAACGUUUGAGCUGAUUGAUGCUUUUCGAGACCAGCUAGGUUCACUGGAGGCAGAAUAUGAUGACACGGAACAAAAAUACACACUGAAGGAAUUAAAGUACUCGAGGAAAGAGUUGGAGUUCAUCGGAAAGUUGAAAAGCGUUCACUCGAACAGCUCUCCUGUUUCUGGAACUGAGAGAAUUCCGGCAGAUCAGAGUGCCUUGCAAGCAACUCCCGCAACUGGGGAUAGCUGGGAAAUCGUCAAUCCGAGCAACCAAAUCACCAAUUCGACUACACGGGAGAAGGCUCCACAACUAGCGUUACAACGUCAAGUGAACUCCAAUAUCCAAAAGGACGUCGGUUCGUACACGGCAGACUUUAGUCUACUUUCAAAUAAUGAACGCUUGAACACGUGGUUCGUUGAUAUUUUGUUUCAACCCAAUCUACCGAUGAACUAUCCUGAAGAAGAGGAACCCAUUAGCGGUCCGACACACGGAUCUCCGCUGAAGGAUGUUCCUGAAGGCUGGAGUUGUAUUUUCGCCUUUGGAGCGCAAUUCGAAAGCAACAAUUCGAAGGGUACUCAUGGCAAAUCUCAAGAGCAAGACAUUACUGGUUCUAGUCCUCUCUCUCUCUCUCAUGAUUUUAUCGCAAUAAGGCACAGGGAGAUGCCUUCCAAAAGAUUGCUGGUGGAUUCGACAGAGUUUCAAGGGGAGCAAAAUAUUGCUCAGAAGGCGCCGCAUCGGAAAUGCCCGUACUGGAAAGAUAGCGAAGCCUACGGUGGCACAGAUCUCGAAAUAUAUGGACCGUUCAUUAGCGAGAAAAGUCGCCUACAAAGGAGCUUCAGUAGCUCCUCGGCACCGACUGGGUUGCAAAUCUUACGAACACGCCAGUCGUGUCACAGUUUUCCUCACAAAAUGGAUUUCCAGAAUCGUCGCGACUCCAAAGCUAGUUCGCAAGAAACACGCAAAAACGGGACUAGGCCAUUGAGACCUUAUCAUACGAUAGGCGCAUCUUCAGAAAAGUCGCCUUGGGGGACCAUCAAGACUCUGAUCGAACCUCAAAUUUCACAAAGUUUCAAUCAAGGAGACGAAUAUCUCAGACGAGAGAUGCAUUUUUCUCAUCGAUUCCUCCAGCACAAUGGCGGGUAG